UUGUUUACUGCAUCAGCUGUGAGGUUGUAAACAAACAACAGUGAUCACACUUGACACCUUCCAGAAGUGCACUGCUGCGUCUCCUCAGAAGAAGAGGAAGAGGAAGAAGAGGAGGAGGAAGAGAAGACACAUAAUGACGGAUGUGGAGCUCAAGAACAGAGGGAAUAAGUUGUUCUCCGUCAGGAAAUUUGAAGAAGCCAUCAAGUGCUACACAGAUGCCAUCUCUAAAAAGCCAUCAGUUGCUGUAUACUACACAAAUAGGGCGUUAUGCAACUUAAAACUGAAGCGAUGGGAGCUAGUAUGCCAGGAUUGCCGCACAGCACUCGAGAUAGAUCCCACAGUGGUGAAAGCGCACUUCUUUCUUGGCCAAGCCCUUCUAGAAACAGAUAAUUUUGAUGAAAGCAUUAAACAUUUACAGCGAGCACAAGAUCUUGCUAAGGAACAGAAAGUUAAUUACGGUGACGACAUUGCCUGUAUGAUUAGAGUCGCUCGGAAAAGGCGCUUUAAUAUAGCCGAAGAAAAAAGAAUUUCGCAAGAGAUUGAACUGCAGACAUACAUGAACCGAUUAAUUUUGGAGGAUCGUGAUCGUCAAAUUGAUGAAGUACGACAGAAGUAUGAAAAUGACGACGAGAGCUCUCAAGAGGAAGUGAUGAGGAUAGAGGAGCAAACUGAUAACUACAUUACCGAGAUCAAUACCAUGUUUGCUCGUCUCGACGAGAGAAGAAGAAAACGAGAAGUACCUGACUAUUUAUGUGGCAAAAUCAGCUUUGAGAUACUGCGAGAGCCUGUCGUUACCCCCAGCGGAAUCACAUAUGAUCGAAGGGACAUUGAGGAACACUUACAGCGUGUUGGCCACUUCGACCCCAUUACAAGGACUGACCUCACAGUAGACCAGCUAAUUCCAAACUUGGCCAUGAAGGAGGUGGUGGACUCAUUUCUUACAGAGAAUGAGUGGGCUCUCGACUACUAGCCUUAACCAGAUUUGUAGGCUUAGAAAAUAUUUUUACUCAAUCUGCUACCGGCCAUACUUUAUUUUUAGUGGUAAAGAUCAGAUACGGUAUAACCUAUGUAGGAUGUUCUAAACUCGCACUAGAGUAGAAAGCUCGUAAAAUACACCAGCUUGAAUUAGAGCUAACUGUAAGGGUUAACUUUGGUAGGAGAUUAAGCUUCCAUUCGUCAGUGCAAGGCUAAGCUAGCAUUUUAACUCACUCCAGGCACAUAAAUUAUAGAUUGGUAGACAAAAAUUCAUCUAAGAUCUCAUUAACAUGUUAGGAGUAUUGGAAAUUCUAGUGCUAGUGCUAUAUUAAGUUCUACUUGUAUAUCGGUGCAAAUUAAUGUAAAUUACAGUACUUUGGCUGAAACAGUUUUUCAGUCUAUCAUGGACAUACAGAUUAAAUUAAUGAAACCCAAGUAUCACCCACUCAGUGGCCAAGACUUGGGGAGAAUUUUUGUGACCCACCCACUAAAAGCAGGGUUUGAAUUCAGGUAAUUUCAACACACUAAUAGCCAGUAAGGUGUUUCUUGGGUUUAUAUCUUGGUCUCUUAUGUAGAUAAGGAGGAGAUUUGCAAAUUGCUGUUUUUGUAUUUGCACAUAAAAUAACUUGGUCCUCUUUUUGUAUUCCUCUGCAUUCUAUCAAGGAUAGUUUAAGUACAAUACUUAAUGCAUAUACAUCUAUAGUUAUUUUUUAUUAAUUCAUUAGUGGGAUGGCCUUAAAUCAGCUAGUUUAAUACAUGAAUUUAGUACAGUAUAUUACUGAGAUCACAUCCUAUUGAAUAUAUUUUUAAGUUUCUAAGACUUUCUCAUGCUACAUAUGGUAUUUGAUCUUUUCCUGAGUGUGCAGUUUGUGGCAAUUCUUUGUAGUAUUAUUAUUUUUUUAACAAACCGGCCGUAUCCCACCGAGGCAGGAUGACCUAAAAAGAAAAACGAGUUUAUUUAAAUUUAGUAAUAUAUACAGGAGAAGGGGUUUUAUAGUAUUAUUAUAAUCAUAUUAUCAUCAUCAUAACUACGUGCUGAACCUGUAAGGUUAAUUAGCUAUGAACUAAACCUUUAUUUUGUUUAUUUAUUGUGUUACUCUGGUUUUAUUGGUAAGGCAUUGUAAAUACAUUAUCUUUAAUAAAGGAAAAGUUCGUUGUUGUAUUAUGUUGAAGCUCAUAUGUAAUUCUCAGAUGGCUGUGGAAGCUUGACCAGGUUUAUCCAUGCUUUCAGAAGGCUUUCAGAAGGCUGUAAUGAUGAUGGUAGAAUCACCGACACUGUAUUAGGCAAGAGGACACGUGCAGUUAAUGAGAUGUUGUAUUACAGCUAUAUUUCGUUCUCCAGGAGCUUUGUCAAGUCGACAUAAAGGGUAUAUAUAGGUAAUAUGGUGAGGCGACAGAGGAAUGCAAGCACUGCAGGCCUACUAGCUUAAACCAGUGGUGAUAGUAAUAGUUGUUACAUGUACUACUACUACUAUCACUACUAGCAUGAGCUAGUAGGCUUCCUGCAGUACUUAUAUUCCUCUUUCACCUCACCUUGUUUCAUAUAUCUAGCCUCUGUACUUGUACUGUUUAUAUUGGCUUGACAAAGUUCCUAGAGAGUAAAAUGGAGCUACAAUGCAAUAUCUCACUAGCUGCGCAUGUUCUUUUCCCCCUAAUAUAUAUCAAAAUAUUGCCUGCAAGGAUCAAUAAUGAGUGAUAUAUCCCUACACAUGGGAUAUAAGCUUUUAUUUAACAUAAGUUUUAUAUGCCACUAUAUUCUGUGUAAAUAAUAGUAAAGCUUUUGUACAUAAACUUCUCCACUUUUCACUUAUUAAUUUGCAGUUGAUUAUAUAACCAGAAAAUUAUGAUUUUUUUCUAGCCAAGCAACUUAUCAGGGACUUUUUUUGUCCAGAUGUCAAAAUUACACAGUGUACGAUGCAUUUAAAUUAGAUAAUGUUAUUGCUAAA
Cherax quadricarinatus is the source of this 2921-nucleotide messenger RNA. RefSeq names its product STIP1 homology and U-box containing protein 1 (gene STUB1). Gene Ontology annotation, molecular function: ubiquitin protein ligase activity; protein-folding chaperone binding. The record is from RefSeq and is a predicted model, not a curated record. Gene Ontology annotation, biological process: cellular response to misfolded protein; proteasome-mediated ubiquitin-dependent protein catabolic process; protein quality control for misfolded or incompletely synthesized proteins. NCBI's taxonomy places the organism in Eukaryota, Metazoa, Arthropoda, Malacostraca, Decapoda, Parastacidae. Gene Ontology annotation, cellular component: Z disc; cytoplasm.